Messenger RNA from Arabidopsis arenosa, 1387 nucleotides. The record is from the annotation of a GenBank genome assembly. NCBI's taxonomy places the organism in Eukaryota, Viridiplantae, Streptophyta, Magnoliopsida, Brassicales, Brassicaceae.
AACCCUUAUAUUUCAUUUUCUUUCUUUUUAAAGAAGAAAGUUUCUAUAAUUGAUUGAUAAAUCCGAACAUCAAAGCUAAGAAUUUCUCUUCAAAACCAAAUUCAGACGAAAACGAUGGCGUUUCACAACAAUCACUUUAAUCACUUCACCGACCAACAACAACAUCAGCCUCCUCCUCCGCCGCCGCAGCAGCAGCAGCAACAACAUUUUCAUGAAUCAGCACCGCCUAAUUGGCUCCUCCGCUCCGAUAACAAUUUCCUCAACCUCCACACCGCCGCUACAAGCUCCGAUUCUCCUUCUUCCGCCGCCGCUAACCAGUGGCUCUCACGAUCCUCAUCCUUCCUCCAACGCGGCAGCACCGCAAACAACAACAACGAAACAUCCGGUGACGUCGUCGAAGAAGUCGCCGGCGGAGAGGAGUCAAUGAUCGGAGAGAAGAAGGAGGCGGAGAGGUGGCAGAAUGCGAGACACAAGGCGGAGAUACUGUCUCAUCCACUCUACGAGCAGCUUUUGUCGGCACACGUGGCGUGCCUGAGGAUCGCAACGCCGGUGGAUCAGCUUCCGAGGAUCGACGCACAGCUUGCUCAGUCGCAAAACGUCGUGGCUAAGUACUCAUCCUUAGAAGCCGCUCAAGGACUCCUCGCCGGCGAUGACAAGGAGCUUGACCACUUCAUGACGCAUUAUGUACUAUUGCUUUGCUCAUUCAAAGAACAAUUGCAACAGCAUGUUCGUGUUCAUGCAAUGGAAGCUGUUAUGGCUUGUUGGGAGAUUGAGCAGUCUCUUCAAAGUUUUACAGGAGUAUCUCCUGGUGAAGGCACAGGAGCAACAAUGUCUGAGGAUGAAGAUGAGCAAGUAGAGAGUGAUGCUCCUUUGUUUGAUGGAAGCUUAGAUGGGUUAGGGUUUGGUCCUCUAGUUCCCACUGAGAGUGAGAGAUCUUUGAUGGAACGAGUCAGACAAGAACUUAAACAUGAACUCAAGCAGGGUUAUAAGGAGAAAAUUGUGGACAUAAGAGAGGAGAUACUAAGGAAGAGAAGAGCUGGAAAAUUACCAGGAGACACCACCUCUGUUCUCAAAGCAUGGUGGCAAUCUCAUUCUAAGUGGCCUUACCCGACUGAGGAAGAUAAGGCGAGGUUGGUGCAGGAGACAGGUUUGCAGCUCAAACAGAUAAACAAUUGGUUCAUCAACCAAAGAAAGAGGAACUGGCAUAGCAAUCCAUCUUCUUCUACCGUCUCAAAGAACAAACGCAGAAGCAAUGCAGGUGAAAAUAGCGGAAGAGAGCGUAGUUGAGGUCACUUUGAAGCUCGCAUGGAGAGAUCCAAAAGCUUUAUCGAAAAUUGGAGACAUCAUGAAGACAAGACUUCUUACACAACAAACGUAGAACGUAAUU